ACAACAGUACUGCAUAUAACAGUUAUCAAUAAACCUUGACUUUUGAAAAAGCCCAACCCUCAGCCUUAGAAGGAACUGAAAUGAGUAGCCUGUCAUCCAAAGGCAGAGUCUGACUUGUGUACACAGUAAUCAUGACUCAAAUGUGUGUUUCUGGUGUGUAUCAGGUUUCAAAACUAACGAAGGACUCGGUAUCUUGCUUUUUUAUUUUGCCUUGACCAUUCCAGUAGCAUCAAAGUGGAGGAAAUGUAUUUACUCUGAGGUGAGAACAUUUAUACUCUACAGACAGCAGCACAAGGAAAGUAAAACAUUUUCUUCAGUGAAGAAUGAGCGAAAGUUUCAAGGAAGGCCCUGACAUUCAGGGGACACAGUUCAGGGGUCCUUCUCUGUCCCAGCAGAGGAGGGUCAUCCAUUUCUCCAGCGGUGAGACUCUAGAGGAAGAUAACAGUGAGGAAGAGGAGGAUACAUCACAUGAGCAGGUGUUUAGGGAGCCUGAAGACAUGCUUAAACUUCCGUGGAAAGCAUAUACUUGGUCUCUGGGCAGGAAGUCAUUGCGCACUUGUGAUUUUCUUGGGGAAAAACUGGCUGGUCUACUUGGCCUUAACACUGCCAAAUACCAGUAUGCUGUAGACGAAUAUCAACGUUCCAUUAAGACCACAGCCAGUAAAGAAACGGAAUGCUCUUAUGAGGAAGGAACAGAGAGAAUUCACCUUUCUUCAAGGAUGAGCAGUGAAUAUGGGGCCACAAGCUCCCACAGAGCCUCUGCUGGUUCUCAAGCCUUCCAGAACAUUGAGCACAGAACUACAGGAUCCCACAACAAGGGCUAUCAAAAUGAUAAUGAGCACUGAGAAAGAACUAGCUAUAAUGACUUAAACAUAUUAACGUGUGUUAAGAAAGCUAAUAUUCAUGUUGAUGAUUGUAUUCUUUUGCUAUUCCUCUCGCUAUGGUUUCUACCAAACCAGGGUUCAAAUACAUGUAUAUUUGAUAUUUAAAAUACUUGUUUCUGUGUAUUUGAGUAUUGCCCAAAACCAGUACUUUUAUACUCCUGAGACCCAGUAAUACAUUUUUGUCCUCUCUAGUGGACAUCAGUUCUUGGUCCAUAUCACUGAGGCCAUACAAGCCACUGUAUUAAGUCCUGUUGUCCCUUUGAGAGGACAUUCUGGGCUUUUCUAUGAUAUCACGCAAGGUAGCAACACAACAUCACGACAACCAUGUAUGGCGCUGUGUGGGCGAGCGGUUUGCUGAUGUCAACAUUGUGAACAGAGUACCCCAUGGUGGCGGUGGGGUUAUGGUAUGGGCAGUCAUAAGCUACGGACAAUGAACACAAUUGCAUUUUAUCGAUUGCAAUUUGAAUGCACAGAGAUACCGUGACGAGAUUCUGAGGCCCACAGUCGUGCCGUUCAUCUGCCGCCAUCAACUCAUGUUUCAGCAUGAUAAUGCAUGGCCCCAUGUCGCAAGGACCUGCACACAAUUCCUGGAAGCUGAACAUUUCCCAGUUCUUCCAUGGCCUGCAUACUUACCAGAC
Oncorhynchus gorbuscha (pink salmon) is the source of this 1522-nucleotide messenger RNA. RefSeq names its product protein FAM177A1-like. Bases 324 to 845 code for a protein of 173 amino acids. The transcript has 5 exons. The record is from RefSeq and is a predicted model, not a curated record. Lineage: Eukaryota; Metazoa; Chordata; Actinopteri; Salmoniformes; Salmonidae.